ACGUUGAAAAUAGGCAGAAAUAAGCGAUAUCAGACUCUUUGUAUUAGACCAACAAAUUUUUUAUCCAGAAAUUCUCAAUGUUAAUGAAAUGAUUUUUCUUCGUAAUUUUUUGACUUUUUACACAAGAGGUUGUUUAAGCACUUUACCAAAACAUUUUUUAUAUCGAGAAACAAAAAUGAAUUUACAUUCAAAUAGUGCGACAAAAAGGAUUGUUUGGGUUGAUUUAGAAAUGACAGGGUUAGAUGUUGAAAAAGAUCAUAUCUUAGAAAUUGCCUGUUUAGUAACCGACUGUAAUUUAAAUUUGAUCGCAGAAGGACCAAAUAUAAUAAUUCAUCAACCUGAUGAAAUACUCAGUAAUAUGAACGCGUGGUGCAUUGCUCAACACGGCGAGAGUGGAUUGACAAAGGCUAGUCGGGAAUCAAAUUUUUCUGUUCUGGAAGCAGAAAAUCAAAUAUUGAACUUUGUUAAGUCACAUGUUCCUGAAAAAAAGUGCCCAUUAGGUGGUAAUAGUGUCUACAUGGAUAGAAUAUUUAUAAGUAAAUAUAUGCCUAAUCUUAAUGAUUAUUUACAUUAUAGAAUUAUUGAUGUUAGCUCUAUAAAAGAAUUAGCUAAGAGAUGGUAUCAAAAAGAAUAUUCGAGGAUACCCCAGAAGAAGUUUCAGCAUAGAUGCUUAAAUGAUAUUAAGGAAAGUAUAGAAGAGUUAAAUUAUUAUAGGGUAAAUAUAUUUAAACAAAAUGAAACUAUGCAGAUUGAAUAAUGUAAACUAAACCAGUAGUAGUAUAAAAUAAACUAUUAUAAAACUAUUAUAAAUUACCUGUGCUUGAAUUAGUAUUAUUUCAGUAGAAUUACUUAAAUUAUAAUGAAGGUAG
Molecule: messenger RNA, 869 nt
Organism: Vanessa tameamea
Lineage: Eukaryota; Metazoa; Arthropoda; Insecta; Lepidoptera; Nymphalidae
Product: probable oligoribonuclease
Exons: 3
Coding region: 89-757 (222 amino acids)
Cellular component (GO): mitochondrion
Molecular function (GO): 3'-5'-RNA exonuclease activity; nucleic acid binding
Source: RefSeq, a predicted model, not a curated record